AUGUCGACAGCCGUUGAAACGCAAGUGGCGCCGGUCGCGGAGGUCACCUCUGUAAAAGGAAUGAAGAAGAAUGGCAAACAGUGGCAUGACAACAAGAGAGCGUUCCGACCCCGGGCAAAUCAGUCCUCGUUCGAGAAGCGGGCUGCCGAGCGCAAGACGCUUGCCGCCACCAAAGCCAAAGAGAAGGAAAUGAAGGACGAGAAGGAAGCAGAGCGACAACGACGAGUUGAGGCAAUCCGCACCAAACGAGCUGCGAAGGAGGAGCGAGAGCGCUUCGCGAAGAUGGAGGAGAAGAUGCACAAGAAGCGCGUCGAGCGCUUGAAGAGGAGGGAAAAGAGGAACAAGCUGCUCGCGUCUUGA
Molecule: messenger RNA, 360 nt
Organism: Didymosphaeria variabile
Lineage: Eukaryota; Fungi; Ascomycota; Dothideomycetes; Pleosporales; Didymosphaeriaceae
Product: rRNA-processing protein cgr1
Exons: 2
Coding region: 1-360 (119 amino acids)
Source: RefSeq, a predicted model, not a curated record